Oncorhynchus kisutch (coho salmon) is the source of this 2644-nucleotide messenger RNA. Its product is annotated as graves disease carrier protein-like. NCBI's taxonomy places the organism in Eukaryota, Metazoa, Chordata, Actinopteri, Salmoniformes, Salmonidae. Bases 57 to 461 code for a protein of 134 amino acids. The record is from RefSeq and is a predicted model, not a curated record. The transcript has 6 exons. Gene Ontology annotation, biological process: transmembrane transport.
UCCUCAGUAAACAGCUGGGCGUCUCUGGACACAUCCACAGGCCCGUGGUCGGUGCUAUGGUAGGGAUGACAGCAGUGAUAUGUACGUACCCUCUUGACGUGAUCAGAGCCUGUCUGGCUUACCAGAUGAAAGGACACCAUCGCUACACGGGCAUCAGAAAUGCCUUCCAGACCAUGUACCUAAAGGAAGGAGGCAUCCCUGGCUUCUACAAGGGAUUGAUCCCAACCCUUAUAGGCAUGACUCCAUAUGCAGGGUUCUUGUUCAUUACCAGAGAUACUGGGACGACCGUCCUCAGACAACCCAGAGGUGCUGGUGCUGUAGACCCACGUCAACCUGCUCUGUGGAAGGGGUGGCCGGAGCUGUCCACAGACCAUAUAAGUACUCCUCUUCUCCAUCUCCUCUCCCAGCUAUCCUCUAGAUGUUGCCUGGAGAAGGAUGCGGUUAGGAGUGGUGCUUCCUGAAUCUGACAAAUGUCGUACCCUGACCAAGACUCUUGUAUACAGUCAGUAUGGGGUGAAGAAGGGUCUGUACAGAGGCCUGUCUCUCAACUACAUCUGCUGUGUGUCCUCACAGGCUGUGGCCUUUAUCACCUAUGGGGUGAAGAAGCAAACCAUCCACCUCAACUAGCUGCUCCCUCACCAUCCAUCUCUACCCUUCAUCGUUGCAUAGCGGGACCGAGGCACGUUCUCUGGGGCUAUAUGUUCUGAAAGGUUUAGAAAGAUCCCUAGCAGCUGUCUAUUUCAAAACAGCCCAGACAAGAGCGUUCUCUGGGGCUAUAUGUUCUGAAAUGUUAAGGGAAUAUUGCCUAUUAGAUAUGUUUAUUUGCCCUAGUAAACGUUUUCAGUUUUAAGGAAGUCGGCUUCCAUUCGGAGGUGUUGACCCCUGCUACCAGAGGCGGCCAUUGUGGCUCAGCCACUGGAGCCCAGCCUAGUAGCUGCUUACCCCAGUCGGAAAGCAGAGGAAUGCUAGGCGCUGGGCCCCAUGGCAGUGCUAAUCCAGUGCCCAUGUCUGUGUCUGCGCCUAUAAUGUUGUGCUGAAACCAUCCGCCAAACCUGUGGCUUGGCUUUGGACAACACCCCGGCAACUAUUGCCAUGGCUACCUAUAGACAAUGGCUUCCUCUGCUUCGACGGGCAGCUAUGGGCAAUGAACCCCUAACAACACUCGUUGGUAAUGCCAUGGAAACCCAAUUAUGUACACUGCUCCCCCAUCCUACCCCACCACCCGCCCCUAAGAAGUCACCCAGCCAAUGACGGAGGGGAAAGUCACACCGGACAAUCUGGCUUAUCCAAUCGGAGGCCUUCUUUUCCUCAUGUACCUACUGUUGUGAGUACAAAUCUAGACACAUAAUCAAUGAGACAAGGAUUUAAAUGUGUAGUAUGUCAGUUAUAAGAGUCCAGAUUCAACUACCAAACAUUUUAUGAGAAUAAAGAAACACUCCCCAAGCUUGUGUUGAACACAGAACUGUACUUUUUGAGCAGCCUAAGUCUAAUAGAAUCCUAAUGAUAAAAUCCCACAUCAGUUUGUUCAAAACGGAACAUAAUUUAUUUUUUAUUUUGAUACUCCCCAAAAAGUCUUAUUGUCUGUCUGACAUCGAAACAGGUUUGCUUUCUAAUUUGUUCACCCCAUGCAGUUUAACAGAUGUGUCUCUGUAGGAGUGUUGUGUGUGUGUGGUGUGUGUGUGUGUGUUAAAGCAUCCGUUCAGCUUUCAGUGUGUAGUGUGUCUCUUGUUUAUGGUGCAUGUUAGAUUCAGGGAAUGAGGCCGUGAUUUACUAUUGUAGCGUGCAGAAACAGUUAUGUCUCAUUCUAAUGAUGUUGUGUAUCUACCGGGAGGAUUUAGAAUUUAUAGAGAUUUGUGUCUAUGAGAGAGUCCAAGGGACUAGUAUCCAUUAGGGUUACAAAAUUUAACUUUUCCAAAAUGCCCAGGUUUCCCAGACAUCCCAGGUACAGGAUGGAAAUGGAACACGUUGGAAUUUUGGGAAACUUACCUACCAGAAGACUGGUGUUGACAUUGUUCCUAUAAGAGGACCAUGAACUGAUGUAUGGACUGAUGGCGGUGGUUCUAGCAUAUGUUAUAUUUGCUCCCCGUCUACAUUUCCUGUGUUCAGGUGUAUGUAGAAAGAGUUUGUCAGCUACUGAGAUCUAGACACUAGCAUAAAUAAAUACAUAUAUAAUUUGAAGCACCCAAAUGGAAACCUGAGUUAAGCACUUCAGGAAGAAACUUGCACUUGGAAGACGUGGAUGUCUAUUAAGGCUGCCCCCCGCACCUCUCUGAUUCAGAGGGGUUGGGUUGAAUUCGGAAGACACAUAUCAGUUGAAGACAUUCAGUUGUACAACCUGCUAGUUAUCCCCCUUUCCUUUGGCUCUUUUGUGUUUAUUUAUGAUAGUGUAGUAUGACUCUGUCCACAAGGGGUCAGAAAUGAGUCCGUAAUAUGUUUACCCACAACAACAGCCUGCCCUGGAUGUAACUGGACUUUACAUUACCAUGCCGAAUCAAAAUUAAAUAAUGUAUUGAUCACAUGCGCCGAAUAAAACAGGUGUAGGCCGUACCGUUAAAUGCUUACUUACAAGCCCUUAACCAAUAAUGCAGGGUUUUAACAAAGUAAGAGAAAAUGUGCUAAAUAAACUAAAGGAACGAUAGCCUCA